UGGCUGCCGAACUCAUACCACGAAACAGCUGAUGUGCGUCGUUGGUUUUUCUAUAGAAAUUUGUAUUUUGUUCCGUUUAUUGUGUAAAAUUGUUUAGAUGAUACGCAAUUUGUGUUACUAUUUUGUGUGGAAAACAGGAUGUCACUGACCAUACAGCAAAUUAUUUUGGAUGCUAAAAGACUAGCAGGCCGUCUCAAGGAACGGGAGACCGAAGCUGAUGCUCUGUUGACUGAAACACAGACUGCGUACAGACAAAUCCAUACUAUGAAACAGUACAAAGAAGAAGUGGAUACACUGAACGAAGCUUCAAGAGAGCGACCGAGAGGAGCUUUGAUUGCCAGCAUAGAGCGAGAGUCUCGACUCAUGAGAGAUGUGCAACGAGAGAAUGGAGAAUUGCGAGCAGCCCUUGAAGACCACCGGCGUGCUCUUGAACUCAUCAUGUCCAAAUACAGACAGCAUACAGACAAGAGAAUAUGGGAGUCCAGAAUAGAUUUUACCAAAGCCCUCAAUGAGAAACAGCAGGAGCUAAUUCGUCAACAAUCGGAGCGCAUCAAUGAAAUGACUACAAUCAUGUAUAAAGCUGUGAACUUAGAUGAAAAUGGAGAGUCACGGAAAGAAGAGGAAGUCUACCAGAGGCUUAUCACUGAAAAUAAGGGUUUAAGGGAGAUGCUGGAUCUGUCGAGGCGGUACGGGUCGGACCGGGCGGUCGCGCCGCCUAUGGAAGACAAGGACGUGCAGACGGACGAGCCGCCGCAGCCGAGCGCGUGACGGCCCGCGCCAGAGCCCUGCCGCCUCUGAACGUGCGCUCGCGGCGGCCGCGGGCCCGCCUCACCGCACCGCACUCGCAGGUAGAGGGCGACUCUAGUCCUGUCCACACAUUUGCGAUCUACCUUGAAAUGCUUCAUCCGAUGUCCUUCAAUUCUAGAAGCGUUGUUGCCAAAUGUGUAGGCAGUCUGUGCGUCUCUCUCACACCGGUCACCGUUCCAGUAUACAACUUGUACUUGCAGAUUUUGGAUAUUAGGUCUUUUGACUAUAUGCUCUUCACCUGUUUCAGGGGUGGUAUAAACAGCGAAUAGUUACAAUGUAAAGUUUCGGUUGACGUUUGGUUGUAUUUGAUGUUGGAUAUUAUAAAAUUAAGUACCUACUACAUUUCAAAGUUAGUGCUCAUGUUAUAAACUACAUACUGUUAUGUAUUUGAAUAUCGAAGUCAUGUGUCAUUUAGGUCACAUAUGGAACCAAAUCAAUAAUUGUUGCGGAAACUGUGAUCUUUAUACUUGCUGUUAAGUUGUAAUAUUCAAUCAUUUUAUUCAUAUUUUUAGGAAAAUGACAACCAUAUUUAAAUCUAGUUAAUAAUCCACAUCUUAUUUUCACUUUGUAACAAUUGGUGUCAUUUUCUAUUGUUCUUCACCAUUGUCACAUAUAUUUUUGGUAGUUAUCUUUUCCAUGUUUUGCUCAUUGUAUACCUUACAAAUAAUUAUAAAAAUUAUAAUACUCGACAUAGCUACCCUAUGAACUUUGUUGUAGAUCCUAGUACAUACUUUAUUUCUUGUUCUAUAGAUUACUCGAGUCUCAUCUAAUAUCAUAUCUCAUGACAUGUUUCCAUUGAAACAGUGCAGUACUCUCAGGGACCUAUUGAAUACAAGUAACAGUAAUAUUGAUAAAUAAAUACAUAUUGAUAAUAAACAUCAUUCAUCAUAUGAUCACACAAAAGCUAGUCAAUUCCCAUUCACAUGUCAUGGCUUUGUACUGUAUUUUUUUAUUAGAUAAUUCUGUUGUUGAACAGUAGUUUAGAGACUCAAUAAGGCGUCAUCUGUUGUGAUUGUAUUCGAAUUCACUAUAGAGUGACUGUCGCUAGAGGAAUACAUUUUAAGACAUACUGUUGUCUAUAGUGGUCAAAAGGGAGUCACCCUCGGUUCUCAAUGGGUCAGGCCAACAAUCUGUAAAUUGGAUGAGGAUGAGGUUAAUUUUGGAAUUGAACUGUGGUAAAUUUUAUAACUUUACGAAUAAAGUAAAUCAAUCCUUACCAAAGCAUGUUAAAGACAAUGCCAGAUUCUACUCCACCACUCAAAUAUGCAUGUAAUGUACAAAGAUUAAUAGAAUUUCUAGUUUUCUACUUCCAAAUUCAUCACUACAGCAAAAUAUUCAUUUUGCAAUGUAAAGAAGUUUUUUUUAAUAUUCUUAAUGGCUUUGCCUUCGCAUUUGCGAAAGCAGAAUUACAGAUUAUGGAAAGGAUAUGUAAAGGGUGAGUAGCUAUUAAGGUAUAUACGGCAUACAUAAUAAACUUGAGUUCCCAGGGGGUAAAACGAGAUUUUAUAGAAAACUAGAAGGGACAGAGUAAUUUUUUAGAGCAAUUGUCUAUGGAAAUACUGGCAUUGUCAUUCAACAUUCCUUAACGCUGGGUGCACGAGACUUUCACUUACGUUUUACGCUUGUUAGCGUGACUCGUUUCGCGCAUACACAAAGAUCUCUCUUGUGCGCGCAGAUAGGACUGUUCACGAGUCGCUCGCCUGCACCGGCCGCUUGCUUUGCGAGUGUUUGAUAUUUCCACGCAAGCAACAGGGAACGUUUGCAGAGGACAGCACCACUGGCCAAUCACAGAGCAGUAGCGUCUGCGCGUCCAAUAAUACCAAAACAAAGGCAAAGCAUGCGCGCAAGUUUUUCUGCAACGCAAAGCGGAAGACUCGUCAACGCCUUUGCGCGGAAGGCAGAUUUCUACGCCGUAACCCAGCCAACGCAAGCAAGCGAAAAACUCGUGCACCCGGCAUUAACCAGGUGUCUUUAAACGCGCAGGCGUUUUCAUCCACCAUUAAAAAAAAAUUUGAUAAAUGCAGUUUUUACUACCAUGAUAUUCAUUUAUUUUUUAUGAAAAUAUACCAACAAAUUUUGUCUAUAAAGUUGCUGGUUCUGGUGGUGAUGGUAGGAAUUUUUCUGUGUGUUUAUUAGAUGUUUGUAUCAAUAAUUUAAUUAUUUUUUUACGAAAAUUGUCAGGGACACCGUAUGUCUCCAGGAACCGUGAAGGGUUCAUUUUGUACCACUGUAGUUCAACAUGUUUAAGUAUGCAAUAUUUCUCAAAUGAUUUAGUGCGUUCAGCUUUGGAUGUUAGGUGGAUAUAGUAUAAAAUUGUAGCGAAUCUGGUAGUUAACUUGAAAUUUAAAGAUGCCAGAGGCAUUAAAGCAAUAUUCUACAGUCUUACGACACUAGAGGCAAUUUAGUAUUGUCUUAACUAUUAUUAUAAAUGUGUAAAAGCUGUAAAAAUAGCCGUCCUCUAUGUUCUGGCAUUGUCACUAUGGAGAUGGUUAUGAAAAGUUUGAUGGGGAAAGUGUAGAAAUUUUUCUAUGAAGUUGGUUUGCAAUAUUACAUUAAAUAUCUAUUGUGUAAUUGCGUCACAAGGAAGUUUCUUUGUGUCGACUAUGUUUUUGAUCUGACGAGAGCCGGGCUCGAAAAUGUUUAGUUCAGCUAGAAAGGAAUGUAGACAUAGGAAAGUAUUGCAAAAAUUGUGUGGGAUUGUGUUGCGUCAGGGUAAUUGCUGCACUAAAGUUUCAUUAUUGUAGAAACUAGCACGCGACGAUAAAGUUGAAAAUUAGAGAGUAAUGUUUUAGUUUUAUUUCCCGUUGUGCCGAUUCGCACUACAUGUAAACUAAAUGUAAUUUAAGUUCGUAACUCAUUUGUUAUGUGUAAGAAAAGGAUGACGGUUUAGUUUAGGAAAUUGUCAUUAUUCGACACCCAUAGACUACUCAUAAGUUUAAAAUGCAUUUUCAAAAUAUUCCAUUUUUAAACUAAAAUAAAACCUUUUUGCCCUUUUCUUACCGAUAACGAAAGAGACAGCACUGAACUAUAUUUAGUUUGCUCAUAAUCGACAUAAUUAUUAUACAUAGAAUUAGUUUUUUUAGGAUAAAUUUAAUUCGAUUAUCGUGUCUUAUUAUUAUAUUGGUAUAAUGGUAACCAUCAAGUAUUUUUUUGGAGUGGCAGCACAAGCACAAAUGAUUAGGUAUUAAUUUGAGUUCUAUUAGAUAUAGUGAAAUAAGAGAAGUAUGAUAACUCCGUAUAGAGGAACAGCGCGACUUGUAUGUGUCGCGUCGUGUACGAAUGCACACAUUCGCAUGAUCAUGAAAGGGGGUUUUGGUUUCAGUGCCCGUGUUCGUCUGUUCGGGUCUUCCGCGAGUCGGUAACUUCAAAGGAAGCCGUCUUUAUGCAACGCGAGUGCAUCGCAAGAUUAUGCGAAUAUGUGUAUCCGUACGCGUGGUGGGCGCGUAUGCAUACAAGCUGCGCUGCUACGUUUCUAUUGAACUACCAUACUUGUCUUAUUAUAUUAUGAAUCAAGACAUUAUGACAUAAUACACCCUCAUAUCGUAGUCUAUUGAAUCACUUAAAGUGUUAAACACUCAAAAUGAUUAACACAAUAUAGGCUCGCUUUGUGAAGAUAUAAUUCAAUAAAAAUAUUGUUGGUAAUACAUUAUAUUAUAAUAUUACUAUUUUUACAGUUUUAUAGAGCCUGUGAGAUAGUUUAUUUAACAAGCAAUUCUUUAUUAAUAGAAGUAAACUAUUUGUUAAAUAUAUAACCUCAUUAGGUCCUGUCGUAGUUAAUUUUUUAGACAUUGUUAUAUUAAACUUCUUGUAAUGUCUCCAAAAGUUAUUAAAAUGUAAAACAUUAUGUACCUCAAUAUAACGCUUGUGUGAGGUUUUAAUAUAACAAUUAAAAUGUAGUAAUUGAAUAAUGAAUUUUAGAAUAAAAUUGCUACUUUGGCUUAGCAUUUGUAACUGUAAUGAUAGAAGUUUACUAUGUUUGAAUGCAAAAUUACUAUUUCCAAUUACUUCAAUGGGGAGAACAGAAGCAUUUGCUUCUACUACUAGGGUUUAACAAUGAAACGUGAGAUUUGGUUUUAUUUUAUGUAAUAUCCAGCAUUUUGUUGUUUCAGUUUAUGAUAUGAAUUCCAUUGGAAGGGAAGUUAGCGACAUAUUACGCCCUAUACUAGAGUUAUUAAAAGCAAUGAUAGAUGAUAAUAGUCUUUUCUGCUGUAGAACAACACUUGUAGAGCAAAAUGAUUAAUGUAUCUG
Messenger RNA from Hyposmocoma kahamanoa, 5055 nucleotides. RefSeq names its product FGFR1 oncogene partner 2 homolog (gene Fgop2). The record is from RefSeq and is a predicted model, not a curated record. NCBI's taxonomy places the organism in Eukaryota, Metazoa, Arthropoda, Insecta, Lepidoptera, Cosmopterigidae. Bases 139 to 768 code for a protein of 209 amino acids. The transcript is spliced from 5 exons.